Pezoporus occidentalis (night parrot) is the source of this 2431-nucleotide messenger RNA. RefSeq names its product ubiquitin carboxyl-terminal hydrolase 42-like. The record is from RefSeq and is a predicted model, not a curated record. Lineage: Eukaryota; Metazoa; Chordata; Aves; Psittaciformes; Psittacidae.
AUGGGCCUAACAGUAAGCAGGCUGGAUUUACAGGACCACAACUUCCUCUUCAUAUGUUUAAGAAUUCAACGUUUAAAUGGAAAUGGACCCCUAAAAGAGGAUACAAAUCCUGUUGGUAUCACCAUAAAAAGGCCAUCUUCAGCUCCACCAACAGCUUGCAUUCAAAACUGGGCAAUUACCAGGCCUUCAACUACGGAUCCAUCAAAAGCCCAGAAGAUCACUAUCAGUAUUCAUAACAAAUUGCCUGAGUGUCAGACUGUGUCACAACCUGACUGUCUUACCAGUGCUCUGGAGAAUGAGGAUCUCAGCAAGGCUGUUCCUUCCUCCACAAUUACAAAUUCUCUCAGAGCAGAGUCUACCUCAAAUGCAUCUACAGUGGCGUUGGCUAACAUUUCCAAACAGGAAGUUCCUGAUGAAAUGUUUGUAGAGCCAGCAGUGAAUGGAAGUCCUACACUCGGGUCUGAUGCUACAGUCGCUUCCGGUCCAGAGUCUUCAGGAAAAUCUGAGGCGUCGAAUGGCGUGUUUAAAAUGAAUUGCAACAUAUCUUCCAACGGAAUUGUAAUAGGGAAGGUAGUCGGCACGUUGCAGAAUUCCCAUGCUUUCUGUGAGAGUGCUGAAGAAGAGAGAUCCCAUCAUGUGCUGCCAAAAAAUGAUUCACUAAAUGGUGCUAUUAGUUUAGAUAAUGGAUCUAAACAAAACGGACUGAAACUUGAUGAUUUUACUUGCCAAGUCCAACCUGCUAAACCUUCUGAGAUAUUCUUUGCUAAAACAAAUGGAUUGCUUGAACCAAUACCUGUAGCUGAGUCACCGAUUCCUCAAGAAAUAGUCUUAGAAUCCCUGGCCUACAGCCACCUGAACAGGUUGUCAGAGAAAACAAGUGUCCCUGCACCUCAGAAGUCUGAGGGUGAUCAUCUUACGGAAACCGUAGUGACGGAAACAGUGUUUGUCUAUGAACAAUCCAGGAUGCCUCUUUCCGACCUUGGCUGUGAGAUUGAGAGUCCUUUUACUGUAUCAGACUCUGAAACCACUGAAACCAUUGCUACCGAAGACGUUGCUGAAAGUGUGAUAACAAAUGCUGAUAACGUACAUCCCAGUAUCAACGGUCAGCAGAAGGUCAGGAAAAUAUCCCUGGAUACUGAAGAUGAAUACCUUGGGCAUUGUGAGUCUGAAGAAAGUAGAGACAAAGACAAACCAGGAAGGCCAAAAGAACCUGUACUCAUUGCAAAAGGAGAUCCUUCGUAUAUGAAAGGGUCUCCCGAGAGUGAAGAGAAAUUAUGGCAAACUUCCUCUGUGAAGUCUGACAUUGAAUGUAGUCCUAAAAAACUUGCAUGUCUAGGUGUUACAGAUAAAUGCCAAGAUACAAAGGACAUUUCUAAUAACGAUGUAGAGGUACCACCUGUUAAUGACUCUUCUAUUACAAAGCUGGAUAAAGUUCUGGAGAGUCAAUUCUCUAGACAAAAUGAGGGGCUGAAUAAUAAAAAAUGCGAAGAGGAUAACAGGCAAAAAUACGAGGAGAAGGUACAGGACUCCAAAAAAACUGACAAAGGGCACUACCGAAAGAAGAGACAAUACUCUGACAGUAAAGACCAGAAGCAAAGCAGGAGCAAAGCGGAUGAUCGUUCCUACAAAAGGAGGCGCUCUUGCAGCAUGGAAACAAAUAAGCAAUAUCAUCAUAAGCAGGAUUAUUGCAACGAAGGCAAGUACAGACCUUGCCAUCAUGAAAGAAACAGUGCAAAUAAUGGCAAAAGCUCAGGAAAAUACUCUCGUUAUAAAUCCCGAAGCAGAGAAAGAACGGAACAAGACAGGAAUGGGUAUUACCAUUCCAAAGGAGAGAGGACUUGGAACAGGGAAAGAUACUACCAAGAUGAAUUACGGAGAUGGGAAGAAUGCAGAUAUUACAAGGAUUAUUACUCUGUUCAUGGAACAGGAGAUGGUAGAGAGAGGAAGUCCUCUCAUUUUGAUAAAGCCUUUGACAAAUUGAGUCGAUUCUACAAAUCACAUGGGGAUUAUCACUGCAAGAGCAGAUGGGCUCACAACACUCACUCCAGAGAGGAAGGAGCCCAUCACUUGAGUAGCCACAGAGGGAACUUCCGUCACUGUUCAGUACCUCUGCAGCAGUCGGAAAAACACUCUCGGGAAGGGCACGCACCUCCACCUGCCUCAGCUCAUGCACAAUUUGACAUCUCUUUCUGGGAAAAUGAGAAACUGAGGCUUGGCAAGAGGAAAUAUGGCGACGCAGAAGGAAGCGAAGCUGAAGUGGAAAAGAAACGCCACAAGAUAGAUGACCAAAGAAUGAAAAAAGAUAAGGAGGUCAAGAAGAAAAUGAAGUCCAAAGAAAAAUAUCAAGAGAAGGAUUACAAGUAAGCAGGAAUUCCAGCAUAAUCCGCCAUUCUUUUCCUAACUCUUUUCUGAAUGUUUCCCAUGCCUGCCU